AUGCCAUUCUCUUUCCGCAAAAAGAGGAAAGCAGAUGCUACUUCAUCAACUGCCGAAAUUGAACAAAUAAUAACAAUUGACACACAACAACAAACAAACAAUGAAAACGCCCAACCCAAUUCCUCUCCAUUACUAAUGAUGAGAGGUGAACCAAAGAAGAAAACACUUUCAAAAUCUUCUUCCCAUUCGUUUAUUUCUUGGUUGACCCCUAGAAAGAAGACACAAUCAUCACAAUCUAUUUCGAAUAAUAAUAACAACACUUCCCUAACUAGUAUUGAAGAUAAUGCAUCAACAAUUCAACAAACGCCAAAGACUCCUUCUACAAAAUCACCAAGAAAUUCGAAACUCGUCACAUCACAAUCAACAAGUUAUAUUAUGGAUCAUGUAGAGAGACAAAAAUCAUCAAACUUCUCUUCAUCAAUGCUUCCUUUGACGCCACUCAACAACAAUAAUUACGAUAGUCAACGAAGUAAAAUUAGAGUAGUAAAAUCAGAGAAAACACCAAGAACAUGUUCAUCUCCAACCAGUGACGAUGAAUAUCAUUUAGGAAUUAAACAUUCCUUCACCAUGUCUGUUAUUUCUGAUGAAAAGUCACCACGAUUUAUUCUUUCAACACCCGAUAAUAAUGCACAAGAGCUAGUAUUUGGUAGUGCUGUUGAGAAUAUAAUUUCAGAUUAUGAUUCGGAUGGUUUUUGUUUCUCUCCCCUUGUGGACGAAACUAGUCCAUUCCAGGAGACUGCCAACAAGACUGCUUCGACAUCCAUCUUAUCAGAUGACCAGGCAGAAAAGGAAGUGGAUGAGUAUGAAAUUUUUGAAGAGUGGGCUAAACGAUUUGAUACCACAGAGCCAUCAUCUCUCUCUACAACUCAAUUAUCGACAAAGAAGAAGAGUGCCUCUUCCAGCUUUUCCAAACUCUUCAAUGCAGUCUCACACUUGGAUCCAUUCAUUCAUAUUCACCAUACUACACCUUCACGGGGGAAUAAGGUAAAAUCACUCUCUCCAAAGAGUGCUACUACCAAUGAUUUAUUCAAUGAUACAGAGACAGGAGGAGCUCUAAUAAUUAAUGAUGAACCAGCUCCAGAUAGGGGAAGAUUUAGUAGAAGUUUUAAAAAUUUAAUGAUGGGAAAGAAAUCUCCAGUGAAUGGAGCUCUUUCUUCGUUGAGCCCUCGUCACGACAAGUCUCCUCCUCCUCAUACAGUUGUACAACACAGUCGUUUGCUUGUUAUACUUCCAGAUGAAAUCAAGAGUCUCAUAUUUGAGUUUGCAGAAUUUAAAGAUAUUCUCUCAAUAAGGAGUGUCUGUAAAGAAUUGAAUGCCAUCACAGACGAUGACAGAUUUUGGCAAAGAGUAUGCUUUGAGUUGUCACUCGAUUUUUCACAAGUAACCUACAAGCAUUUGAAAUCUCUAUUCAUUGAGAAUCAACUUCAUGUUACUUUGGCUGGUGAUGAAGGAGUGGGAAAAUCUCUCCUCAUUCGUAGGUUAAGUAAUAAUCCUGCCUCUAUCUUGGAAAGUAAAGGAGGAAGAAAGCAACUGUACGACUCAAUGUAUAUGCAAGAUGAGGAACCUUACUAUAUUUACUUUAAGGAGAACAAUAAGUUUGACAAGUCACACAAAAAGAGCUCACGUAGGGAGGAUGUGUACUUUGUCUGCUUUUCAAUUUUGGAUAAGAAAUCUCUAAGCAGAACUAAGAAGUGGAUUAAGGCUAUUCGUGCAAAAGACAUAACUAAACCCAUUAUACUGGUUGGUCUAAAGGUAGAUCUCAGAGACGAGGAAGGAUCCGAUCAAUUCAAACUCAUCAAGACUGAACAAGGCGAACAAUUCAAGAAUCGAUUCAAACUCUUCUCCUACAGAGAGGUGAGUAACAAGACAAGAACUGGUCUUGAAGAGCUCAUGCGUGAUGCCAUCAAUGCCAAACGUAUUCAAACAGAAAAGUUUUACAAUUAUGACAAGACACUAGGAACAGAAGCAGAAAUGGAAGACAUAUCUGAAGAUGUUUUCAAUUAUAGCGAUGAGGACGACAUGGAUUUAGAUGGUUUUAAUAGUGCACUCCCCACCAAUACAGCGACAACAUCCAUAAGUAAGACAGCUACACUCUCCAAACGACUCUCACAAAUGAAAAUCAACUUUGUUCUCGAUUAAUGAGGAAAGGAAGAAUCGCGUCAGAAAUGAGUCGUACUCUUCAUACACUUUAUUUUCCCACCAUGCAAAUUCCCACAAGAUAGAGUUUCAUAUUCCAUCGUGCACUAGAACAACCUCAACCGCCUUAACAUCUCGUUUGAAUCAACCCUCAAAAAAAAUACCUCAAUUGGCUCUCGGAUUGAGUAUACACAUACAGUGAAUAGCAACACUAACGAACACCAAUAAGGUGAAAAUCAAAAGCAACAGUAAGAAAUGGGAUUGAAUCCAUCCAAGAUUUCUAAACACAACCGAGCAGAAUUCGAAUUCAACUAUAAACCAAGAUUAAAUUCUGGAAGUGUUUCUAAGAAACAUUCAAUUCC
Naegleria gruberi is the source of this 2498-nucleotide messenger RNA. RefSeq names its product rho family small GTPase. Bases 1 to 2139 code for a protein of 712 amino acids. Gene Ontology annotation, biological process: small GTPase-mediated signal transduction. The record is from RefSeq and is a predicted model, not a curated record. Lineage: Eukaryota; Heterolobosea; Eutetramitea; Acrasida; Naegleriidae. The transcript is spliced from 2 exons. Gene Ontology annotation, molecular function: GTP binding; GTPase activity; protein binding.